AUGGACGCGCCAAAGCCGAUGGAAAUCUCCAACCCACGGCGCAUGCUCGUCGUCGGCGCUCCAGACUCGGGCGUGCUGGAAUUCCUCACAGACCUCACCACCACAGCCCCUCCGCCUCCUCGUCCCGCAGCUCCCACUGAGGACGCAGACAGCAGCGCCGGCAACCCCAACGAUCCCAACGACCCUACCGCCGCCGCCGGCCCCGCCAACAACACCAGCAUCGCCGGCCUCACGCACGCCUGGACCCUCACAACACCCUACUACACCACCACCAUCCCCAUCUGGAUCGACGAGAUCGCGCGGCCCGCCGCCUGGCGCGACGACUUUUGCCGACCCGAGGCGCGCGAGGUCGUCGCCGCCGUCGGCGCCUGGGUCUACGUCUUCCGCAAACCGCCGGCCGACGCGGGGAGGGAGAUGGAGACGGAAAGGGACCGCGUGCUGCAGACGAUGCGCGGCAUUCGGGAGGUGGUGGAGAAGGGCGCCGGGAUGGGGUGGGACGGCGUGUGCUUGGCGGUUGGGGUGAGGGGGAGGGCGGGCGGGCUGGUGGGGACGAGCGAGGUGGUGGUGGCGGGUGUGGAGGAGGAGGGAGAGGGGAAGUGGGGCGCGGAGGAGUGGGAGGAUGCGGCGAGGGAGAGGGGGUUCGAGUAUGUGGAUGCGGAGGCGGAGGGGAGGAACGAGUUUGGCGAGGUGCAGGGCAUGGCGCGGGUGAGGGAGGCGCUGGAGGCGAAUGAGUGGGAGGGCGAUGAUGGGGCGGGGUUGAGCGAUUUCGAGGAGCUGGAGGGCGAGGGGAGCGGGGAUGAGGAUUGGAACAAGACUUUUGCGGCGGAGGAGGCGGAGAUGGGGUUGGAGUUGCUGGGCUUGAAGACGGAGCUGAAUGGGGGUGACGGUGAUGAUGCGGAUGGUGAGGACCAGGCGGCGCAGGUGGAGGAGCUGGAGCGGAUGAUGAGUAAGUUGAGUGGCAUCAAAGAUCUGGCUGCUGGUAUGCCCGAGGAACAGAGGAAGAAAUUCGCCGCGAAAGCUGUGAACGAUCUAAUGAAGUCUUCUUAA
Diplodia corticola is the source of this 1047-nucleotide messenger RNA. Its product is annotated as alpha and gamma adaptin binding protein p34 protein. The transcript has 3 exons. Gene Ontology annotation, molecular function: protein-macromolecule adaptor activity. The coding region runs from base 1 to 1047 and encodes 348 amino acids. Lineage: Eukaryota; Fungi; Ascomycota; Dothideomycetes; Botryosphaeriales; Botryosphaeriaceae. The record is from RefSeq and is a predicted model, not a curated record. Gene Ontology annotation, biological process: vesicle-mediated transport.